This is a messenger RNA of Helianthus annuus (common sunflower), 1983 nucleotides long. RefSeq names its product mannan endo-1,4-beta-mannosidase 2. NCBI's taxonomy places the organism in Eukaryota, Viridiplantae, Streptophyta, Magnoliopsida, Asterales, Asteraceae. The transcript is spliced from 5 exons. Gene Ontology annotation, molecular function: hydrolase activity, hydrolyzing O-glycosyl compounds. The record is from RefSeq and is a predicted model, not a curated record. The coding region runs from base 583 to 1911 and encodes 442 amino acids.
CUAAUUCACAAAUUUUCCCAACCAUUAGUUGACCAUUUUACAUAUGGGAACAUGUUUGGUAUAUGUCUUCACACCCUCCUUCCUUUCUUGAAUAUUACUCAUUUUACAUUCAGUUAACCCACCUCUCUCUCUCUCUCUCUCUCUCUCUCUUCAUUGAGUGACACAGGUUCAAGAAUCACUCAAUAAAUAAACACACAAAAAGACACUUUAGUGUGAUGCAAUUUCUUUUCAUUAGGUAUAUGUUUUUCUUGUAGAUUGCUUGAGUUUCUGGUUUGUUUUCACUGAAAUCUUGAAAAAGGGGAUCUGGGUCUGCUAAAAUACCUUGCUUCCCAUCUGGGUAUCCAAAGAUUUCGGUUAAAACAUAAAGAUCAAACCCAAUCCCUCAUUACUCACAUCUUUUCUUGCAUAUUGCUUGAGUUUCUUGUUUUUUUCACUCAUAAAGUUUGGAUCUUUGUGUGUAAAUCACCUUGAUUUCCAUCUGGGUAUCCAAGAUUUUUGGGGAAAAACAUUAAAAAGAUCGAACCCUAAUCCCUCAUCAGGGUUUGUUUCCAUUUUCAAGAAACCGUAAAAGCCCUUGAAUUUAUGGUCAAAUCAUCAAAAUACAAAAUGGCUGGAGGGAAUGGUUUGUUCUUUCCAAUACUUGGAUUUGCAUCCAUUGUUGCUUUUAUGUAUUUGUCUUUUGGGGAUUUAUUCUCUGUUGUAAAUUACAAGAAUGAGAUCAGUUUGAGUUUUGUGGGAAGAAAUGGGAGUAACUUUGUUGUGGAUGAUAAGCUGUUUUACAUCAACGGCUGGAAUUCAUAUUGGUUUAUGGACCAUGCUGUACAUGAUCACACCCGCCCAAGAAUCAGAGCAAUGCUUCAAGCUGCUGCAAAAAUGGGUUUGACUGUUUGUAGAACUUGGGCUUUUAAUGAUGGUGAUUACAAUGCUCUGCAGAUUUCCCCUGGUCAGUUUGAUGAAAGGGUAUUUAAGGCUUUGGAUUUCGUGAUUGCUGAGGCCCGAGAAGUUGGAAUACGGCUCCUACUUAGUUUAGUUAACAACUUGGACGCGUACGGUGGCAAGACGCGAUAUGUGAAAUGGGCUUGGAGUGAAGGCGUCGGCUUGAGCUCAUCGAAUGAUUCCUUCUUUUAUGAUCCAUCAAUUCGAAUUUAUUUCAAGAACUAUGUCAAGACUAUCUUAACAAGGAAGAACACAAUCACGGGACUCCAGUACAGAGAUGACCCCACCAUCUUUGGCUGGGAGUUAAUUAACGAGCCCCGAUGCAUCACUGACCCGUCUGGUGACACGUUACAAGACUGGAUAGAAGAAAUGUCAACCUUUAUAAAGAAAAUCGACAAUAAACAUCUAUUAACCGUUGGUCUUGAAGGAUUUUAUGGUCCGAAAAGUCCCAAGAGAAAAACGGUCAAUCCAGAAUUUUGGGCUGCUGAUAUGGGAGUGGAUUUUAUUCGCAACUCUGCACACUCGGCCAUUGACUUUGCCUCGGUUCAUAUUUAUCCUGACCAAUGGUUUAAAAAUAAAAGCCUUGAAGGAAAACUAAAAUUUGUCGCGGAUUGGAUGCAUUCUCACAUAGAAGACGGGGAACGUGAGCUGAAAAAGCCGGUGAUGUUUACUGAAUUUGGUUUAUCUGAUCUAAACAAAGGGUUUGACCCGGCACAGCGCGAUGAAUUCUACAAAAUCGUGUUCGAUGUGAUAUACGAAUCCGCAAAGAAAAAGGGGGCCGGGGGCGGGUCGUUUGCGUGGCAGUUCUUGGUAGAAGGAAUGGAAGAAUUCAAUGAUGAUUUUGGAAUAGUUCCAUGGAAGAGGGCUUCAACAUACAGCAUAAUAACAAGACAUACAUGUAGGUUAGCAAAGAUUCAUGGUGGGGUUACACCAAUAACAGGAAAUUUGAAGAAUAUUUGUAAUGGUAGAUGGUGAAAAACCUUAUAUUUUUAUGAUUUUGAUCCAAAUAAUUGAGAUUGUUUUGAGGGGUUUGAUGUUUUGGUUGAA